Messenger RNA from Xenopus tropicalis (tropical clawed frog), 1574 nucleotides. It is a transcript of the gene hprt1, whose product is annotated as hypoxanthine phosphoribosyltransferase 1. The transcript has 9 exons. Gene Ontology annotation, molecular function: hypoxanthine phosphoribosyltransferase activity. Gene Ontology annotation, cellular component: cytoplasm. NCBI's taxonomy places the organism in Eukaryota, Metazoa, Chordata, Amphibia, Anura, Pipidae. Gene Ontology annotation, biological process: IMP salvage; purine ribonucleoside salvage. The record is from RefSeq and is a predicted model, not a curated record. Bases 16 to 696 code for a protein of 226 amino acids.
GGGCACAGCUCCGGUAUGGGACGCGCUGGCCUGAGGGGAGAACGUGUGGGGACAAGAUGCCGAAAGAUUCAGGAUGAUGAGCAAGGAUAUGAUCUUGAUUUAUUCUGCAUUCCUAAACAUUACGCAGCUGAUCUGGAGAAAGUCUACAUUCCACAUGGUCUUAUAAUGGACAGGACUGAAAGGCUGGCUCGAGAUAUAAUGAAAGACAUGGGAGGUCACCACAUUGUAGCAUUGUGUGUACUGAAGGGUGGCUAUAAGUUCUUCGCUGAUCUACUUGACUACAUUAAAGCACUUAACCGCAACAGUGACAAGUCUAUCCCUAUGACAGUAGAUUUUAUCAGACUGAAAAGUUACUGUAAUGAUCAAUCAACGGGAGACAUAAAGGUUAUUGGAGGGGAUGACCUCUCCACCUUGACAGGCAAGAAUGUUUUGAUUGUUGAGGAUAUAAUUGAUACUGGAAAAACAAUGAAGACUUUGCUUGCUAUGCUCAAGAAGUACAACCCAAAAAUGGUUAAAGUAGCCAGCUUGCUUGUAAAAAGAACGCCACGAAGUGUGGGAUACAGGCCAGACUUUGUUGGAUUUGAGGUGCCAGACAAAUUUGUUGUUGGUUACGCAUUAGACUACAACGAGUACUUCAGAGACCUGAACCAUAUCUGUGUGAUAAGUGAAGAUGGUAAAGAAAAAUACAAAACAUAGACAGAACCUCUGGAAUUGUCUGUUUGCCAGCUUUUUACAGUAAAUAAUGGAUUUGCUGCCAUUCGCCCCCAGAAACCUGUUUGCUUUGUAUCUCAGACCCCUUCCUGCAUGAAAGAAAUUACAGCUUUCUCCAGAAGUUUGGCUAUAGAUUUCUAUACAUUGUUUUUUUAAGUUUCACAUAUUGUAUUUCGAGACAACAUAAAUGUUGUAUCAGAAUUUAGCAUGUUAAUGACCUUCAAAGUAGAAGCCCGCAGGACACCGCAGCACAUUACAUUAAUGGUCCUUUAAAAAGGCUGGGUCAAAUUUAAUAUCUGGGGACUUGUAAAGGAAUGUUUAGUUAUGCAAAAAAAAAAAAAAAAAACAGCAUUACAAAAUGAUUUAGCUAGUAGCUAGGCUACUGCCUGUCUGUGUGAUGGCCACGUUGUAAUAUAACUUUUUUUUUUCUGCUAGUUUUGUAUUAAAUUUGUAUUAGAAUCCAAAAAUUUAAAUUGGCUUCAUUAGUGAAUAACAUGGGGUUUAAAUAGAUUUUACAUGUUUUAUUUCAACGGAAUUCUGAUGUUCAUUGCAGAAAAAUAUUCCAUUACAAGUCCUAUGCCUAUGUGGUUAAAGUGGGCUCUAAUACUUGAAUACUCCCGGGGGGAAUCUUACUGAUUGCUCUCUGCCAGUACACUGUUCUGAUAUAGAGUAUAUGAUUGGAACUUCCUGUAGGCUUCUAUUUUUUUAAAUGUGCAUAAUUUAUUUUUUUAUAUAUAUAUAAAUAAAUGAUUUUUAGUUCUGGUGUCUAGCUGCCCUUAGUGAUAAAGGUUUAGGGAAGCAACUUGAUUAAGACUUUAUUGCCUAUUUCUUGUUAUUAAAUAGUAGGAAUUCUUUAAAACACC